UGGCCUUCCUUGGGUCUCCUGGUUUCUCCCAGACCUGUGGGAGAAACGGGUGAAGAAAUCCCCUCUUCACCCCUCCCUGCUGGUUGGGAGAGGAGUUACUUCUGCUUGCUGUGGGUAUUCCGUAGGAAUUCCCCUCUGAUCGGCAGGCAGGGCAGGUUGCUUGGUAGGUGGUGGGGGCUCUUCAGCACUGAGGGCCUAACUGGAAGAUAAGCUCAGCUCCAAAACACAUCCUUCUUUUGAAAACAUCCAUGAAGGCCCUCUAGAGGCAUGGGACUGAAUCCCCCAACCUGCUCCUCUUUGUCUCCUUCACCUACCAGAGUGAAGAGUCUGUGGCCUUAGGUGCCUGCUUUCCCUCCUGUCUCCAUAACCAGCUGCCACACCUGCUUCCUUUUUUUCAGGGCGGCACUCCCCAUUCCCACUUCUGUCUUUCCCUCACAUUGUUGCCUGUCUUUUUCUUAGUUUUCUCUCUUCCUCCAUUUGGGAAAUUUUGGUUCUAUUUGGUUCUGCUGCUCUUCCAGGAGUGCAGACUCCCAGUUCCUCUUUGGAGCUUACUCUUCCCUUAGGCUGAAUGGGCUUGAGUAUCCCCUCCACAUCACCCCUCCCACCAAGCCAGUCCUCUUUUCCGUCGUCUAGUGACCAAACCUUUAUCAGGGUGUACGGGGUGUAUGCAGGUUUAUUGAGGGGAGGGGAGCAGAAUGAGGUCUGAUGGGCCGAGUGGAGCCUGGUGACUUAGGGCUGAGGCCUUCCCUACAGGGUGAGGAGGGGCCCCCCAGCCUGGAGUACAUCCAAGCCAAGGAUCUGUUUCCCCCCAAGGAACUAGUGAAAGAGGAGGAGAAUCUGCAGGUGCCCUUUACAGUGCUGCAGGGUGAGGGAGUGGAGUUCCUGGGCCGGGCAGCUGAUGCCCUCAUUGCCAUCUCCAACUACCGGCUGCAUAUCAAGUUCAAAGAUUCUGUCAUCAACGUCCCCCUCCGGAUGAUUGACACUGUGGAGAGCCGUGAUAUGUUCCAGCUGCACAUUGCCUGCAAGGACUCCAAGGUGGUGAGGUGCCACUUCUCCACUUUCAAGCAGUGCCAAGAGUGGUUGUCACGGCUAAGCCGGGCCACGGCGCGACCUGCCAAGCCUGAAGACCUCUUUGCCUUCGCCUACCAUGCCUGGUGCCUGGGGCUGACUGAGGAGGACCAGCAUACCCACCUGUGUCAGCCAGGAGAGCACAUACGAUGUCGGCAGGAGGCUGAGCUCACGAGGAUGGGCUUUGAUCUGCAGAAUGUCUGGAGAGUCUCCCACAUCAACAGCAACUACAAAUUGUGCCCCAGUUACCCGCAGAAGCUCCUGGUUCCUGUAUGGAUCACAGACAAAGAGCUGGAGAAUGUGGCUUCCUUCCGCUCCUGGAAGCGGAUCCCGGUGGUUGUGUAUAGACACCUCCGCAACGGGGCUGCCAUCGCCCGCUGCAGCCAGCCAGAGAUCAGCUGGUGGGGCUGGCGCAAUGCAGACGAUGAGUACCUGGUCACAUCCAUCGCUAAAGCCUGUGCCCUGGACCCGGGGACAAGAGCCACUGGGGGCUCCCUCAGCACUGGGAAUAGUGAUGCCAGCGAGGCAUGUGACACUGACUUCGAUUCCUCCUUGACCGCAUGCUCUGGAGUAGAGAGCACCGCAGCCCCCCAGAAGCUACUGAUCCUGGACGCUCGCUCCUACACGGCGGCAGUGGCCAACCGGGCCAAGGGUGGAGGCUGUGAGUGCGAAGAGUACUACCCCAACUGUGAGGUCGUGUUCAUGGGGAUGGCCAACAUUCACGCCAUCCGGAACAGCUUCCAGUAUCUCCGGGCUGUGUGUAGCCAGAUGCCCGACCCCAGCAACUGGUUGUCAGCCCUGGAGAGCACGAAAUGGCUGCAGCACUUGUCAGUGAUGCUCAAGGCGGCCGUGCUCGUGGCUAAUACCGUGGAUCGGGAGGGCCGGCCUGUGCUGGUGCACUGCUCCGAUGGCUGGGACCGGACGCCACAGAUCGUAGCCCUGGCCAAGAUACUGCUGGACCCAUAUUACAGGACACUGGAGGGCUUCCAAGUUUUAGUAGAGUCUGACUGGCUAGAUUUUGGACACAAGUUUGGAGACCGCUGCGGCCACCAGGAGAAUGCAGAGGACCAAAAUGAGCAGUGCCCGGUGUUCCUCCAGUGGCUUGAUUCUGUUCAUCAGCUGCUCAAGCAGUUCCCCUGCCUGUUUGAGUUUAAUGAAGCAUUCCUGGUCAAACUGGUGCAGCACACGUACUCCUGCCUCUACGGCACGUUCCUGGCCAACAACCCCUGCGAGCGAGAGAAGCGCAACAUCUACAAGCGGACCUGCUCUGUGUGGGCUCUCCUGCGGGCUGGCAAUAAGAACUUUCACAACUUCCUCUACACACCUGGUUCUGACAUGGUCCUGCAUCCUGUAUGUCAUGUCCGGGCCCUGCACCUCUGGACAGCUGUUUAUUUGCCAGCAUCGUCUCCAUGUACACUCGGGGAGGAGACCAUGGAUCUCUACCUUUCUCCAGCAGCUCAGAGCCAGGAGUUCUCUGGCCGCUCUCUGGACAGAUUACCUAAAACCAGAUCUAUGGAUGAUCUGCUUUCUGCCUGUGACACAAGCAGCCCCCUGACUCGCACAUCUAGUGACCCGAACCUUAAUAACCACUGUCAGGAGGCCAGAGUAGGCCUGGAGCCCUGGCACAGCAAUCCUGAGGAAUCCGAGACCUUCGUGGAAUCUGGGGCAGGAGGUCCUCAGCAGACUAUAGGAGAAAUGGGUCUUCCUUCCCCUCUGCCCAGUAGCCAGAAAGACUACUUGAGCAAUAAACCCUUCAAGAAUCAUAGAAGCUGUUCUCCAAGUUACAAACUGCUUAGUACUGCAGUGCCCCAGGAGAUGAAGAGCAACAUCUCUGAUCCUGAGAUUCAAGUCCUGGAAGAGACGACGACACCAGCUCUAGACCCUCCUGCCCACAAUGAGCUGAGUAGGACUUUAGAUGGCACGGAGGAACUACCUGAACCUUGUCCUGAAAAAGAAGCUCUCGGUGCACUCUCUGAAGUGGCUUCCAACAAGGGUCAUGGAGUUUGUGAUUUUCCUGAGUCUUCCCAGGACUCCCUUACAGGUGCCCCCCAACGCGCCCUGAUAAAUUCCAUGCUAGGUGUGCCCUCCAGAUGUGCUCCAGAUCACAGUCUGGGUACCCUUUGCAACCCACUGAGUGCUACCUGCCAAACUCCUCCAGAGCCAAGCACUGACUUCCUCAGCCAAGAUCCCCCGGGGUCUGUGGCAAGCAUCUCCUACCAGGAACAGCCCAGUUCUGUGCCAGAUCUGAUUCAUAAGGAGGAAUACACUGGCAAAAGAGGGAAUAUUAGGAAUGGGCAGUUACUGGAAAAUCCUCGCUUUGGGAAAGUGCCAUUGGAAUUGUCCCGAAAGCCAAUUUCUCAGAGCCAGACCAGUGAGUUUUCUUUUUUAGGAUCCAACUGGGACAGCUUCCAAGGAAUGGUGACUUCAUUCCCAAGUGGGGAGACCACCUCUCGGCGGCUGCUUUCCUAUGGCUGUUGUAGCAAGAGGUCAAGCAACAAGCAGGUGCGGGCAACAGGGCCCUGCUUUGGGGGCCAGUGGGCUCAGAGAGAAGGGGUGAAGUCACCAGUCUGUUCUAGUCAUUCCAAUGGACACUGUACUGGUCCAGGAGGGAAAAAUAACCGGAUGUGGUUGUCCGGUCAUCCAAAGCAGGUCUCCAGCACAAAGCCUGUUCCACUGAGCUGCCCUUCUCCAGUGCCUCCUCUCUACUUGGAUGAUGAUGGACUCCCCUUUCCUACGGAUGUGAUCCAGCAUAGAUUACGGCAGAUCGAAGCAGGGUACAGGCAAGAGGUGGAGCAGCUACGUCGACAAGUGCGUGAGCUUCAGAUGAGGCUGGACAUCCGUCACUGCUGUGCCCCUCCAGCAGAGCCGCCCAUGGACUAUGAGGAUGAUUUUACAUGUUUGAAGGAGUCCGAUGGCAGUGAUAUAGAAGAUUUUGGCUCUGAUCACAGUGAGGACUGCCUUUCAGAAGCAAGCUGGGAACCUGUUGAUAAGAAAGAGACUGAGGUGACUCGCUGGGUUCCAGACCAUAUGGCAUCACAUUGCUAUAACUGUGACUGUGAGUUCUGGUUGGCCAAACGAAGACACCAUUGCAGAAAUUGUGGGAAUGUGUUUUGUGCUGGCUGCUGCCACCUGAAGUUGCCCAUUCCUGAUCAACAACUCUAUGACCCAGUUCUCGUCUGUAACUCAUGUUACGAACACAUCCAAGUAUCUCGUGCCAGAGAACUCAUGAGCCAACAUCUGAAGAAACCCAUUGCUACAGCUUCCAGCUGAAUGCCAGAGGAGAUGACCUGUCCAAUUUUAGCAGGUUUGAAGGGAGGAUCUGCUUCAGGUGUAGUUUUGAAGGUUCCUUGGUAUGGCUCAUGAAAUCACAGAGCUCAAAGUUAUCGUCUUGAGAAAUCCUCCUUGGUACCAUAGACUGGAGCAGAGGAAUUCCAAUUUGGCAGGAGGUCUUCUACUGGUGAGACCCUCACCUUGGGGUAAUGGUCCUGGAUCCAGACCCAGAGUCUGGAAGCUUAAUGUUGAGUUGGUGACUCCCACUUUUCUCCUGGGGGGGGGGUCACAAGAUGAUGAUUUCAUAGAUACUGCCUGAUGAUGUGCCCCAAACAGCAAUAGAAAGGCAUAUGUAUAACCAAACUCCAAGUGAUAAACAGAUUCAUCUCUCCACCUUGAAAAAAGCAGAUUCUAGUAUAUAAGAUAGGAAUUCCUAUUUGAAACGAACUAUAUCCUGUUCCUCUGUGCUCUGUGUCUGUGCAUGAAGGCUCAGUCUUUAGAGGCACUCCCUCUAGUUGCAGUAGUGCUGUCUUUCUGUGGAGUUGGUAUAAAGACUGGUUCUGCAAGUGGAGGUUUUGCUGUGUCUUUUCACUUGGCUCAUCAGCCAGCAUCAGUGAAUAUUCACUUUAGAGCAACAGUUCUAAGGAGUGAGACAUUUUAGGGAGCAGAGGAAAACUCUGCUGGUGUUCCGUUCUGGCAAAAAUCUGUUAUUUGGAGCUGUGAAGGCAGUAAGUAGUCUCUGUUACUCAGUGGCAGCUCUUGAGGUAUGCACUGUGAAGAAUGAGAAGGGAAAAGCAGAAAUGAUCCUUGUCAAAUAUUUGCUGAUUAUGCCCUGCCCUUUGCACCUGACUUUUCCUAGUUGUCCUGGUGCUAACACAGGAGUUACACCUUGAUCCUCUCCUGGCAUGAAAAUAAAACAAUGUUUUUUUUUUUUUUGUUGUUGUUGUUGUUCCAUUGCCCACUUCCCUAAUGUUGUCUUUCCCUUGGCUGCUGCCUCCUCUGGGUCACACUGCUUCUUAUCCUGAACACUUGACACCUUGAGGGUAGAAUUUAGCAUUUGGUUUUUACCUCCUAGAAUAUGCUGUUUGGUAUGUGAGGGUUUCAGUACAAAUGCUGCUGUCUAUUUCUGUGCACUUAACAAUGGAACCCAAACAGAAGAGAAUAAAGCCUUGAUACCAAAAUUGGGAGAGAAAAUGCGUCCACUUGGACCAAACAUUGGUGGGUUUUUUUUUUUGUGAUUUUUUUUGUUUGUUUUUU
Enhydra lutris kenyoni (northern sea otter) is the source of this 5595-nucleotide messenger RNA. RefSeq names its product myotubularin related protein 4 (gene MTMR4). Lineage: Eukaryota; Metazoa; Chordata; Mammalia; Carnivora; Mustelidae. The transcript is spliced from 17 exons. The coding region runs from base 706 to 4338 and encodes 1210 amino acids. The record is from RefSeq and is a predicted model, not a curated record. Gene Ontology annotation, biological process: regulation of autophagy; dephosphorylation. Gene Ontology annotation, molecular function: metal ion binding; protein phosphatase binding; phosphatidylinositol-3,5-bisphosphate 3-phosphatase activity.